Molecule: messenger RNA, 717 nt
Organism: Glycine soja
Lineage: Eukaryota; Viridiplantae; Streptophyta; Magnoliopsida; Fabales; Fabaceae
Product: signaling peptide TAXIMIN 1-like
Exons: 2
Coding region: 180-413 (77 amino acids)
Source: RefSeq, a predicted model, not a curated record
GUGUCUCUUCAUUUUCCUGGUAAACCAGUUGUCUAAACUAAACCUAGCAUCCUACUUCGCUUUUGCUUUAAGCCACCAAACGAGUGUCCUCUUCCCUUCUUAAUAACACAAGAAACACAACAAGGGUUUACACCUACUUCUUCUUUCUCAGACAAAAAAGAAAGAAAAACACACAAAAUAUGUGCAACUCAGAUGGUGAUUGCAGACCCUUGGGCUUUCUCUUGGGUCUCCCCUUCGCUUUUCUCGCCCUCCUCGUCUCGGUCGUUGGCCUCGUCGUGUGGAUCGUUGGGUUGUUGUUGACAUGCAUAUGCCCCUGCUGCUUGUGCAUAACUGUAAUAGUGGAGUGUGCGUUGGAGUUGGUGAAGGCUCCACUGCAUGUUAUGGAGUGGUGCACCUCUCAGAUCCCUUGUUAGCUACCUUCUGUUUUUACCAAUUCCAUCACUAAGUUCUGCUUUUGAUUACUUUUCAUUUUAUUUCCCCUUGGUGAGACUGAGAAUUUCAACUUGUUAUUGCCUCUGUUUUCUUGCAAGGUUAAUAGUUCAUAUUAUUAUUUUUCUCUUGUGCAUAUAGUUAUAACUCUGUACCAAUAAUAAAGGUAAUAUUCUUGCGUACUAUGAUUUCUUUUUAACAUUUUAGUAUAUAAGUGCAGGUAGGGAGUGUCUUUCUUCCGCUAGGUACAAUAAUGAACUUGGAGAAAUUGUUGUUUUGGCUCAUUUU